AUGAAGAGUAAGAGGGGGCAAGAAGAGCCGGAAGAGCAAGAGGAGCAAAAAGCAAAAGAAAUAGGAAGAACAGGAAAGAGCGAAGGAAACAGGAAGAGCCGGAAGAGCAAGUGGAGCAGAAAAAUCAAAAAAGAGCAGGUAGAACAGGAAGAAAAACCGAAGAGGGAUGCGAGCCAAAAAUUUAAAGAAAAGUCAAGAUGUAAAAAGAGUGGAAGAGGAAGAGUAAGAGCAAUAGAGAGAGAGAGAGAGAGAGAGAAGACAAUUGGAGCGUUAGAAAGUAAUAUGUGCAGUUAUUGUGUAACUCAAUGUAGUGCAAGGUGUCUUAUUGUUGCUGCAAAAUCAGCAACAAUGAAGUAUAACAGCGGUUAUACAUUGAAAGACACAAUAGAAGAUGGUUAUAUUCAGGAUUUGCUACCAAAUUUAACCGUUUUGAGCCACGAAGAGAAUCAUGUCUACGAGAAAGAAUUGGAUCUCAGCAACAAAACCUAUCAAACAGACUCAGUUAUCAAAGGACCUUAUCCGAACCAUCCAGAUAUGUCAAAUGGGGUUUCCAUAUGCAAUCACGUGAUAGAUCCAUCUAGUCCCAUUGACUCUGUAAACGACAGCAACAACCCAAUUCACGUAUUCACCAAUGGCGUUACCGUAAGUUAUACAUACGAUGCUUUCUUCAUAAGUGACGGUCGAUCUAGAAGAAGGAAUGGUUUAGGGGUACAAGACAGCGAAAGGCCACGGUACACCUGCACCGAAUGUGGUAAACACUACGCUACUUCUUCCAACCUGUCCAGACACAAACAAACCCACCGAAGUCCCGAUUCACAAUUGGCAAAAAAGUGCCCAACCUGUGGUAAAGUGUACGUUAGCAUGCCUGCUCUAUCCAUGCACGUUUUGACUCAUAACCUCAACCAUAAGUGUAACGUAUGCGGGAAAGCAUUCUCCAGGCCAUGGCUCCUUCAGGGUCACAUGAGGUCACACACUGGCGAGAAACCAUUCGGAUGUGCUCACUGUGGUAAAGCAUUCGCAGAUCGCUCCAACUUGAGGGCCCAUAUGCAGACACAUUCGUCAUUCAAACACUUUAGAUGCCAGCGAUGCAAUAAAUCAUUUGCACUUAAAUCCUAUCUGAACAAACAUUACGAAUCGUCUUGUUUUAAAGAUUCUAUCUCACCCAACGAGCAAUAAUCUUAGAGAAAGUAAAGAGCGUAAUAACAAUAUUUCUACCUCUCAAACAAUCUUGCAAAAUUUACAUCGUCUGCAAGAUUUAAAACGAAGAAAAAACACAAAUAAAUGAACAAAAAAAAAUAGCUUCAACUCCUUAUUUUUAAAUGAAGAAAUGAUUAAAAUUCCCUCGUUGAUAGAGGAAAUUUGGCUGGGUUCUAGUGCAAUACGGUUACAGAAGGGUCAAAAAUUGUAAAGAUGUAAUAAGCCCUUAAUAAUUUACAUCAUAAAAAUAUUGCUAAAACGACGCAUCGAAUAGUCAACGAAAGCAAUAAAUUCCCAUUUUUAUUAAUUAAUAGUUAUAUAUAUAAAAUAUAUUUAAGAAAAAAAAAUACACAAAAAAACACAUACUUCGCCUGUUAUUUCUAUAGUUAG
Messenger RNA from Centruroides sculpturatus (bark scorpion), 1587 nucleotides. Its product is annotated as zinc finger protein 510-like. NCBI's taxonomy places the organism in Eukaryota, Metazoa, Arthropoda, Arachnida, Scorpiones, Buthidae. The record is from RefSeq and is a predicted model, not a curated record. The transcript has 3 exons. Gene Ontology annotation, biological process: regulation of DNA-templated transcription. The coding region runs from base 1 to 1176 and encodes 391 amino acids. Gene Ontology annotation, molecular function: DNA-binding transcription factor activity, RNA polymerase II-specific; RNA polymerase II cis-regulatory region sequence-specific DNA binding.